GAGGAGGAGGAACGGGAGGCGGAGGAAGAGGAAGAAGAAGAAGAGGAGGGAGGAGGAGUCGACCCACCUCGCGAAGUCCUAGCCCGCAGGCAGCGGCGCGACGCGCCGGGACGCCCGCCUGACCAAGCUCGGGGAAGCCGGACGGCUCCGGGCCGCAAGCAAGGCGGGCUCCGGCUCCCGCCAAACAGACCUUGCCGGCCCGGCUCGCACUUUCUCGCCGCUCAGUCUCUGCCGAGAGGACCUUGCGUCAAGGCUGCCCAGGGAAAGGCAUGGAGCAUCUCAGCCCCCCAAAAAAAACUUCCUCCCGGAUUUGUAGCAUAGAGGAAUGUGAGCGCCGGAGCCGCGACUGCUCGCCCUUUCUCCGCCUCGCGCCGUAUGCCCCUCCUUACUUCUCCACUAGCCCCUCGCCCUUUCUUUUCUCUCUCUCUCUCUCUCUCUCUCUCUCUCUCUCUCUCUCUCUCUCUCCUUUCUCUCAGGCUCGCCUUCUCGCUCCUUCACUCUCCUUUUUCCCCCUCUGCUUUUUGCGAAAAAAAAAGGGGGGGGGAGAAAAAAGAAAGAAAGAAAAAACCAAAGAAAAGGCGCAAAUCAUGCACAAUAUUGUCUUUUGCGGUUUAUCUUCCUGGGGAGAAACUUUCACCUCCUCAGCCGGGCGGUGAGCGCGAGACUGAUAGCAGCAAUCAUUCCUGCAGAUAAAUGAAUUGAAAGGACGACACCGUCCCCCCCUUGAUGAAUGGGAGCAGGGGGAGGUGUCACGUGCUGCUGACGCGGGCGCCCAUUGGUGUGCCCACACUCCCCCCUCCUGCAGCCGCCGCGCCAACGGAGGGCGCGCCGAGGCGCCGCGCGCCGUUCAUUGGCCCGCCCGCCUCAUCAAUCCCAGGAAACGCAAGCGGCUCCAGUUCAAAGCCACAUGCACCAACGUGACAUAUAAGCCAUUAAAAUAUCAUCCUGACGGCUCAUUUCUGCUUCAUCAUACAUUCCCUAACUGCUUCCCGAAAGCUGGAAAAGGAGAAAUGAAGGAUGACCGCCUCGCUGGAACCACAAAAGAGAGGCUUGGAGGGGUUUGUGGUUCCCCCUCGGCCACCCCAAAGUGAUGUGCAGAAAUGAGGCGAUCCCGGCAACAGGUGGAGCGGGGCGCAAAGUCAGAAAAUGAGAUACAAGACUUCCCUGGUGAUGAGGAAAAGAUUACGGCUUUACCGAAACUCCCUAAAAGAGUCUAGUAGCAGCUCCGGACACCAUGGCCCCCAGCUUGCUGCCGCCUCCAGCCCCUCGGUGUUCCCGGGCCUUCAAGAGCAGCCACCGCAGGCCUCCCCCAGCGGCACUUUGAACGGACUCCUGCGUCUGGGGCUCCCUGGAGACAUGUACGCGCGGCCCGAACCCUUUACGCCGGGACCGGUGGCCCGCAGCGACGCCCUGGCAGCUGCCGCGGCCCUGCACGGCUACGGGGGCAUGAACCUGACCGUGAACCUCACGGCGCCCCACGGUCCCGGUGCCUUCUUCCGCUACAUGCGCCAGCCGAUCAAACAGGAGCUCAUCUGCAAGUGGCUGGCAGCCGAUAGCCCCGCGCCCCCGCGCCUCUGCUCCAAAACUUUCAGCACCAUGCACGAGCUGGUCACGCACGUCACCGUGGAACACGUCGGCGGCCCGGAGCAGGCCAACCACAUCUGCUUCUGGGAGGAGUGUCCGCGCCAGGGCAAGCCCUUUAAAGCCAAAUACAAACUUGUAAAUCACAUCCGCGUGCACACGGGCGAGAAGCCCUUCCCCUGUCCUUUCCCGGGGUGUGGGAAGGUGUUUGCUAGAUCAGAAAAUCUCAAAAUACACAAAAGAACUCACACAGGGGAGAAGCCCUUCAGGUGCGAGUUCGAGGGCUGCGAGCGGCGCUUCGCCAACAGCAGCGACCGCAAGAAGCACUCGCACGUGCACACGAGCGACAAGCCAUACACGUGCAAAGUGCGCGGCUGCGACAAGUGCUACACGCACCCCAGUUCUCUGCGUAAGCACAUGAAGGUGCAUGGGCGCUCGCCGCCGCCGCCUAGCUCUGGCUACGACUCAGCCACGCCGUCUGCCCUGCUGUCGCCCUCAUCGGACUUCGGCCGCGACCCGCCGGUGGCCUCCUCGGCGGCGGUGGCGGCGCGUGGCGCCGACCUGAGUGAAUGAUGUCCACCGCGUUGCUCGCAAGGUAAUCUCGCCCAACGCAGCUGAGCGCCCGCAUCUAGCGCCUGCGACAUCAAAGGGUCCGCGCACAAAGCAAUGUUUCUUCGCCACGGUGCAUCUUCAUGGUAAGUUAGGAUUUCUAUGGCAAUGGGCAAGUUGCACUGAAAUCCUGAAAGGCCGAGCCUGGAGCCCGUCCAGGCUUUUCAUUAAGGACAUAAUAUUUACGUCUAACAGGCCUUUUUUCUUGUGUAUACAAGUAUAUAUUUUUGUUUGACGCGGACUAAAUCAUUUUCAUUUAAUUUCCGGUAAACAAAACCCACGCGAAUGGGCACUUGUUCCCGAUCAUAAUAAAAAUGGAUAAUAAUGUGAGGGAAGAAAAGGGCCGCUUGAAUCGCCGCUCAGCCCCCUUUGUUUCUGCUUUCUGCGGUGAUCAGAGGGCGCAUUUGGGUUUGAUGGCGAGUUUCUAAAGGCGAGGAAAUGGUUUGUAAGAGGGGAAAGAAAAGGAGAAAGGUCUAAUCAAGCUCGGGUUGUUCAAAGAGUCGGGUUUUGGGGUUGAAAGUGUGAGUUUGACGGUGCAUCAGCAUGCCGCGUUAGGCUCGCCAUGGAAAUGCGCGCGGGGAGCGGCCGCUUCAAAGGCGGCACACUUCACUGCAGACACUCUAUUAAGAUACAUUUGCGCUGACCUUUGCUUUCACGCCAUUUAAUACUGUCACUACGUUCUCCAGUAUAUACUUCCUCUUUGGAACCAGCGUCGCCCGCGUUUAGGGGUUCACCCUACACUCCUGUGGGGAGGGGGCGUUUUGAUGCCAGGGACGCAUUCAGGAAAGGAGGAGCCGGACUCCGUGCACCUUGACUGCGCCCCCAAAGAAGCUCCAGGGUCAAGAGUAAAUAACUUUAGGGCAACCUCAGAAGCUUAACAAAUGAGCAUCCCCAGCUCGAUUUUGUGCAAAAUGCCUCUCUGCCACUUGAGCAGGGUAGAGGCCUGAAUUUGAAAGGGACUUGUGGAGGGGACACACUGGAUGAAUCUAAGGAGUUCAAACUGUGCCUUUGGGACAUUACCACUCUGGUCCCCAGAUCAACCCAUUCUGCCCCCUCUAUCCCAGAGGUCUCUUGCAGGCCCCCAUAUUGUUUCUCCCUAGUGUGGGGCAUAGGAUACCCAUCAGGCCUAGGCUGGCCCUGGGCAUGAACUCAAGAGCCCAAGGCCAAGGGGAUAGGGAAGAUGGCAGGAAAGUUAGAAGUCCAUGUUCCCUUAAUUGUCUUGUUGUUUAUUUUAUCCAAGUACCCCAGUGAAUAGGGGAAAAAUAAACACGGUGAAAAAAAAAAUCAAACAGUAGAGUCUUCUUUAGUGCCAGUCCUUGUGGUUGAAUAAAAAGGAUGGUCCGCUUUCUAUUGAGCUGAGAAAUCUUUGAAGUGGGAGUUAUUAUCUGAGACAUUCCUGCUUGUCGUCCUAACAACGCUGAUGAAACGUAAAAGGUUCUUUGUCAGCGAUUUGUUCUCCUCUCUGUCAAACUCCCUCUGCCCCGUUAGUUUCAAACCGUUUCUAAAGAGAUAAAAUCAAACUUCUUAAAAAAAAAAUACAUGCACAGUACACUAACUGAUAACUUUAGGACUCAGUCCUGCUAAGGAAAAAACAAAAGCAACACAGAGACAUCAGGCCCAAGGUCUGUGGAGGCGCACAGAUGUUGAGGGGCCUUUUGCACAGGCCCUGGGGCAUGGGGGAAAGAAUGCAGAGGAGGUGUAGGCAGAGGGUACAUACCCCAAGCACAAACUGUGUGUCCGCUUCUCUCUGCACUGGCCUGCACUCAUCAGUCCCAGUCAGGUCACUUGGAUGAACCUCCUUUGGGGACCCCUCAAACUCCCAAUAUUCUUGCCAAGGAUGCUUGGAACCUUUGACUGCAGCCAAGCAAUUGUUAAUAUUUUCUGCUCCUUCAAAGACAAUCUCUUCUAAAAAUAGACCCAUUGUGUGUUUCUUCCCACUAGCAGCAAUCAGCAAGCCCUUUUUGCCAUUAAUAGAAAGUAGAGUGGCUUGAAGGAGAGACAUUUUUAUCAUUUCCUGUUUUCUUCAGAGUCUUGGCAAUUGGAGUUCAGAAAGUUCAGUUUACAAGAUAGUGUCCCCAAAGUGCAUGCAAAUACCCUCCUCCCAUCCACAUAUGCAGUUCUUCAUUUAAUAUUGUGCCCAGGAAAGAAAAUUUCACCCUGUCCAGCUUUCCCCAAACCUCCCGAUGUGGUUUUAAAGGUGGUUUACAUACAUAAGGAUGUACUGGCCUCCCUACUCUGUGUGUGCUGAAUAAAUGAUUUGUAAAGAAGUUUCCCCAAGCUGUAACCCAUGCUGUUAUUAUAGUUGCUGCAAAAUGUUGUCUCUUAUAUUGAUUUUUAUUUGUUUACUGGAAGUCCCCAUAUGUUUGUUUAUAUCACUAAUUUAUGGGAAAUGUAAUGAUUGCAAUGAAUGUGAAUUAUACAGACAGGCAAAUGUUUUGUAAUCAUAAAUUCACACACACACGCACACACACACACACACACACACACACACACACACACACACACACACAAGAAGCCUGACUGAAACCUUAUACUAUUUGGUACAUCUCUACCCACACUGUUUGUGAUUUAUCAUCUCUCCCCCUUAGAUCCUUAAAUUAUGAACUAACCUGAAAGAAAAAUAAAAGUUGUUAUGUAUUUGAUUGAAAGUGAUUGUUGAAUGAAAAAACAUAGUCGAAAGCUGUGGCUUCAUCUUGCUGUAAAUAUGUAAAAAUGGAUUAAAAUCUGUGAUUCUCUUUCCCUCCGAAGAGCGUUGUGUACAUGGAGCUCCAUUUUGCUACUUUCUUUGGUAAUAAAUGUUGUGACGUUUCCCUUCCUCUUUUGAA
Felis catus (domestic cat) is the source of this 5015-nucleotide messenger RNA. It is a transcript of the gene ZIC4, whose product is annotated as Zic family member 4. Gene Ontology annotation, cellular component: nucleus. The coding region runs from base 1147 to 2154 and encodes 335 amino acids. NCBI's taxonomy places the organism in Eukaryota, Metazoa, Chordata, Mammalia, Carnivora, Felidae. Gene Ontology annotation, biological process: regulation of transcription by RNA polymerase II; central nervous system development. The record is from RefSeq and is a predicted model, not a curated record. The transcript is spliced from 6 exons. Gene Ontology annotation, molecular function: DNA-binding transcription factor activity, RNA polymerase II-specific; RNA polymerase II cis-regulatory region sequence-specific DNA binding.